This is a messenger RNA of Durio zibethinus, 1125 nucleotides long. NCBI's taxonomy places the organism in Eukaryota, Viridiplantae, Streptophyta, Magnoliopsida, Malvales, Malvaceae. The record is from RefSeq and is a predicted model, not a curated record.
AUGGCGGACGACGUUGUUUCGAUUAACAUAACUGAAACGAUUACAAGAACAAGAUUAUCCCCAAUACAACCUGAACGUUCCAUUUGCAAAGUCCCUAAUUAUCUUCGAAAGGUAGAUGAGACGGCCUAUGAACCAUUGCAACUUGCAAUCGGUCCUUACCACCGCGGUAUGUUUCACUUAGAAGCAAUGGAAGAGCUUAAGUUUCGGUUUCUUCAAAAGCUACUGGAAGAAAGAGAGGAGAUCAAUGAUGUCUCAAAAUAUGUUAAAGCAAUGAGAGAAUUAGAGACAAAAGCUCUCAAUUGCUAUGCAGACCCUGCAAAUCUUGAAUCAGAUGGUUUCUUUAAGGUGGAUGGUUUGUGUUUCUCCUUACGCCGUGAUUUGUUAUUACUUGAAAAUCAAAUUCCCUUCUUUGUUGUAUUGGAGUUACUUGGGAUAAUUGGGAUUUCUGAUAAAAAAGAUUUCACUAGAAAGAUUUUGGGAUUCUUGGAGUUCACAUUACCAGAUUUAAGGUUAUUGAAAGUUGGUGUAAAGUCGAUCGGUGAAAUCAGACAUCUACUGGACUUGAUACAUGAAUACUGGCGUCCUUCACCUGUAGAAAUUGAGGCCCGUCGAAAUAUCGAAGAAACGGAUACCAGGCUCACACGUUGUGCCACGGAACUCAAAGAGGCUGGAAUCAAGUUUAAAAAGGUGAAGGGCGAGAGCUUGUUUGAUAUUAAGUUUGAAAAAGGGACUCUGAAAAUCCCAACCUUGAACAUCGAUGACGACACAAACUAUUUGCUUCGAAAUCUCAUUGCCUUGGAGCAGCUUUUCCCUGCGGAGAUAUAUGUGGAAACGCUCACACACUAUGGAAUUGUUGACAACCUUUUAGGUGAUAAUGAAGCAGCUGCUACCAUGUUUAAUAGGCUUGGUGACUCAAUAAACUACUCCUCCUUAACCUACUCCUACCGUGAAGUACCUGACAAAGUGAACGCAUAUUGCAGAAGACGCAGGAACAAAUGGCUUGCCAACUUGAAUCACAACUAUUUCAACAGUCCUUGGGCACUUAUUUCCGUUCUUGCUGCUACCGUUAUCCUUCUACUUACACUCAUGCAAACCAUAUUUUCUGGAAUUGCUCUUUCUACGUAA